Molecule: messenger RNA, 3000 nt
Organism: Callorhinus ursinus (northern fur seal)
Lineage: Eukaryota; Metazoa; Chordata; Mammalia; Carnivora; Otariidae
Source: RefSeq, a predicted model, not a curated record
AUGUUAUUAAAUUUUGGUGAUGAUGUGGAGCAAUGUGAACUCUUCUUUGAAGACAAUCACUUUGGAAAACAGUUUGCUUUUCUUCGUGUGAGCGGGGCGUUCUCUCAGAGCGCUCUCCUUCAGGUAAAACCAAAUCCGAGGACCGCGCAGGCCGCACCCGCAGGUGGUCCCUCCCAGGCUGCCGAGCCGCCCGGGCAGGAGCACGGAGGCACGCUACCCGGACACCGCAGGGAAAAGAGAGCGGCCCAGCAGUGCCUGCCGGCUCUCCGCGGGCGGCGAACGAGGGCGCACGUGGACCCUGCCCCGACCAUCCCGGGUCACCGGGGUGCCGCGAGGGAGCCGCUGCAAGGGGCGGCCGCGGCCGUGAAGGGCCUUGGGACAGACCUGAGGGGUGCGGCGGCCCGGCCCUGGAUCCCGAAGCCGGAGGGGCCUCGAGAGGCGGCGGCGGCGGCGGCACACGAGAUCCGUGAGUUCCAGGAGGCGGGCUGUAGACCGCGCGGUGGCGGCGCCGGUGGGCGGAUGGGGGCGGGGGCGGAGGGAGUCCGGGCCGGGCGGUGGGGCUCGUGUGCAAGAGAUCAAGUAGAAGAGGAAGAGCCAAUAAAAGAGACUGGAAAGCAACAGGUAGUCUAUCAGAAGCCUGAAGAAGAAUGUUACAAGGAAAAAAAUGUGCUUCAGGAGGUGUCUCCUAUGUGUGUUGCUACAGGGGUGUCCUACCAUUGUGGCUGGGAUGUGUUUGCCUUCAGUCCAGCCUGUGAUGGCGCUCUGCCUGUUGCAGCCACAUGGCAAGGCAUGAGCCCAAGGCCCUCCUACUCCACCAUCUUCCCAGCAGCCUCAGACAAUGGGAUUCUUGAAGAUGUCAGAGUACUGCCAAAUCAGAGAAGCUUUCACAAUGCUGCAAAAAGCAAUAAUUUGGAUCUUAUGGAGAAGCUGUUUGAAAAGAAGGUUAACAUUAAUGCUGUGAACCAUAUGAACCGCAAAGCCUUGCAUUUUGCAGUGGGGGCAAAUGAUUUAUCUGCGGUGGAUUUCUUGCUUAAUCAUAAGGCAAGAGUGGAUAUUGCUGAUAAGCACGGCUUGACAGUAGUUCACCUUGCAGCCUGGUCUGGAAGUCUCGAGAUCAUGCUCAUGCUCAUUAGAGCUGGAGCAGACCAGAGGGCCAAGAAUCCGGAUGGAAUGAAUGCCCUCCACUUUGCAGCUCAGAGUGAUAACGUACGCAUCGUGGAGUACCUCGUUCAAGAUUUGCAUUUGAAGGACCUGGCCCAGCCUGAUGAGAAAGGAAGAAAACCAUUUCUUUGGGCAGCCGACAGGGGCCACACUGAAAUGAUAGAAAAACUUAUCUUCCUUAAUCUACACACUUCAGAAAAGGACAAGGAGGGGAAUGUUGCCCUGCAUCUUGCGGCAAAGCAUGGUCACAGUCCUGCAGUCCAGGUGCUGCUAACCCAAUGGCAAGAAAUAAAUGAGAUCAAUGAGCUCAACAUCAGUGCUUUGCAGAUGGCAACCCAGAAUGGCCAUACAUCCCUUGUCAGCUCUCUUCUCCGUGACAAUGUUGAUCUGCACCAGAACGCAGAACCAAAGGACUCCCCUCUUCAUUUAGCUGUUAUCAACAACCAUAUCUCAGUUGUGAACAGCUUAUUAAGUGCACAGCACAACACUGACAUCUUAAAUCAGAGGCAGCAGACUCCUUUGCAUGUUGCUGCUGAUCUUGGCAAUGUGGAACUGGUGGAAACCUUGCUGAAGGCAGGCUGUGACCUGAAGAUUGUUGAUAAGCAAGAGAAGACUGCCAUGGCCGUGGCCUCCAGGAGCAACCACAGCCUUGUUGUGGACAUGAUCAUUAAAGCAGAGAGAUACUAUGCCUGGAAAGAGGAGCAUGGUGAGAGCAUCAGGGACCCAUCAACCAGCUUUACUUUGACAUUCAAGCAAGAUCACAGUUUGGAGACCAGACAUAUUUGCAGUCUUCUCUGGAACCUGGCUUACCAUCAGCUAAAGGCCAAUGAGUGGCAGAAGCUGGCCCAUUCAUAGAACUUUACAGAUGACCAGAUCAGAGCCAUUGAGGAGCAGUGGUCAGGAAAGGGAAGUUUCCGUGAACAUGGCCACAAGGCUCUGCUCAUCAGGCUGCAUGGGACCCUGAUGACACAGGCCACUCCGGUCAAGCAUCUGUAUGAAGAGCUGGUACGCGCAGGUUUCCCAGAACUAUCUGAAAAGAUCCGUCAAUUCAAAAAUGAAACUAACUCAAAGUCCAAGAAAUGUGCAGUUUCAUAAAUGCCUAAAGAAAUUGUAUUUAAUUGAUAUUCCACUCAGCACCAUCCUUUAAAUUCAGUUCUUUAAUGCCAUAAAAUUCUAGCAGUAGUAUUGAUUUUCCUUUCAGCUGUGACAGUGGUGAUGACAAGAAGCUCUACCGGAUGAAAAAAUGGUAUUAGUACUUUCCAACUACUGAAAUGAAAGGUCAGAAGUUUUUUUUUUACUUUUACUUAAAGCAAAUUGUAUAUGAUUUUUGCAUUUCUGCCAUUUGAUACAACAUAUGUGAUAGCAUAAUCUAGGUUUUGCACACCACUUUUUUUUUUUUUAAUGUUGGUAGGAGCAGCAUCCUGGUAUAUGAAAAAACCAAGGGAUUUAGAAUAGACAGACAUGGUUUUAAUUAGGGUUUGCCACUUCUUAACUGUGAGCCUUUGGGCAUACUAAUACUCAAGUUCUCAGAUCUUCAGUUGCCUUCUUUAUAAAAUGGGGGAGUGUCUCUCUCUUCCACAGCAUUGGAGAUGAAGGUUGAAUGCCUGUUAAAUGUCUAAUCUCAUGCUCACAGUAUUGAAAUCAUCCACUGUUCGUUAUUUCUCUUCAGUGAGAAGAAAUAGUUUUGGAAAUUUACAGUUACUGUUGGCUUUAAAUAACACACAUGUGUAGUAUAUUGCUUAGAAAAGACCAGAAGUGAUUACACCAAUGUUUGUUGUUUUUUUAAUCUCUUGGUGAUGUAAUUACAGGUGAUUUUCAUUUUCUUUGUACUUUUUGGUA